GUUAUUUUGUAUAACGUCUAACCUCUGUCCUAUCUAAUAAAAAAGAAAGGAAGAGGUAGAAAGAAAGAAAGUAAGAGAAAGAAAGAAAGAAAGAAAGGAAAAGAGAGAAAAAAUGGCCACCAGGAGAGGUGGAUUCAUCAUGUGGGCACUGAGUCCCAGGAAUAACCCUAUUGGCAAUAAAAAAAUAAAAUAAAUAAAAAAGAUCUGACUACAACAAAGGCCAAUGUCAAGAGGACUUGGCAGAUAAUUUUGUGUUUUCUUCCCUGCAGAUGGAGAGGUCCCCAGAGGUGAGCAACACGACCAGGGUCCAGGCCUUCAUCCUGCUGGGCUUGUCCACCAGGCCAGACCUCAGGGGCGUCCUGUUUGUGGUCUUCCUGACGCUCUACCUGCUCACCCUGCUGGAGAACUCGCUCAUCAUCUACCUCGUCUGCUCCCACAGCGAGCUCCACAAGCCCAUGUACUUCUUCCUGGGCAACCUCAGCUGCUUGGAGAUGAGCUACGUGUCCGUGACCAUGCCCAGCCUGCUCGUGGGGCUGUGGGCUGGGCCCUUCCACGUGCCCUUCACCGCCUGCAUGACCCAGCUCUUCUUCUUCAUUUCCCUCAUCUGCACGGAGUGCACGCUGCUGGCCUCCAUGGCCUAUGACCGCUACGUGGCCAUCUGCCGCCCACUGCACUACCCACUGCUCAUGAGGCCGCGCGUCUGCCUGGGCCUGGCCCUGACCUCCUGGCUCGGGGCGCUGGUGGUGUCCAUUAUCAAGACCGCCUGUAUCGCCAGCUUGUCCUACUGUGGCCCCAAUGUCCUCAACCAGUUCUUCUGUGACGUGUCACCUCUGCUCAACCUGUCCUGCACCCACGUGGCCCUGACCGAGCUGGUGGACUUCAUCUCCACCAUCGUCAUCCUCUGGGGGUCCCUCCUGGUGGCCCUGGGCUCCUACGUGGCCAUCGGGAGGGCUGUACUGCACAUGCCCUCGGCUGCCGCCCGGCGCAAGGCCUUCUCCACCUGCGCCUCCCACCUGCUGGUGGUGGGCAUCUUCUACUCAGCUACCAUCUUCAUCUACGCCCGCCCCAGCCGCAUCGAGUCCAUGGACCUCAACAAGGUGCUGUCGGUCAUCUACACGGUGGCCACGCCCAUGUGCAACCCCGUCAUCUACUGUCUGCGCAACAAGGAGGUGCGGGCUGCUUUCCGCAGGGCCCUGCGCUGGUCUUUUGGCUGA
Messenger RNA from Erinaceus europaeus (western European hedgehog), 1214 nucleotides. Its product is annotated as olfactory receptor 6Z7-like. Gene Ontology annotation, molecular function: G protein-coupled receptor activity; olfactory receptor activity. Bases 270 to 1214 code for a protein of 314 amino acids. The record is from RefSeq and is a predicted model, not a curated record. Gene Ontology annotation, biological process: G protein-coupled receptor signaling pathway. Gene Ontology annotation, cellular component: membrane. The transcript has a single exon. NCBI's taxonomy places the organism in Eukaryota, Metazoa, Chordata, Mammalia, Eulipotyphla, Erinaceidae.